Asterias rubens (European starfish) is the source of this 637-nucleotide messenger RNA. Its product is annotated as 60S acidic ribosomal protein P1-like. Gene Ontology annotation, molecular function: structural constituent of ribosome; protein kinase activator activity; ribonucleoprotein complex binding. The coding region runs from base 151 to 480 and encodes 109 amino acids. Lineage: Eukaryota; Metazoa; Echinodermata; Asteroidea; Forcipulatida; Asteriidae. The record is from RefSeq and is a predicted model, not a curated record. Gene Ontology annotation, cellular component: cytosolic large ribosomal subunit; ribosome. Gene Ontology annotation, biological process: cytoplasmic translation; translational elongation. The transcript is spliced from 4 exons.
CCAUGUACUGUCCUUUCGCAAUCAAUCUUCACGAAGGUGCACCGUUCUCUUCCCGAGCUAAGGCCAAAUCCGGCGACGUGUACCCUUUUGAGGAACCAUCCAAAAUUUCUUUUGGCAUAAAAAGGUAGCCAAAUACCCCUUUUAUCCGAAAUGGCGUCUCAAUCUGAACUUGCCUGUAUCUACAGUGCCCUCAUCCUUCAUGAUGAUGAUGUUGCCAUCACGGCCGACAAGAUCAACACCUUGGUCAAGGCAGCCGGAGUGACUGUUGAGCCUUUCUGGCCAGGCCUCUUCGCUAAGGCUCUUGAGGGACAUAGCGUGGGCUCUCUGCUCUCCAGUGUUGGAAGCCCAUCAGCCGGACCUGCUGCCGGCGGCAGCGCUGCCGCAGCACCCGCAGAGGCUGCUGCUGAGAAGAAAGAGGAGAAGAAGGUGGAGGAAGAGGAAGAGUCCGAUGAUGAUAUGGGAUUCGGUCUCUUCGACUAAAAGAUAGUGGCCAGUUCUUUUUUCACGAUCCAGGUAGUCUCACCUCGUCAACAGAGGGCGCUGGACUAGUUUAGUUUACAAACGAAGCUUUGCAGAUACUAACUGGAAAUUGAUUGAAGAUGCAAUAAAAAGGAAAAGAACAUUUUUAAAAAGAAAA